Messenger RNA from Rhipicephalus microplus (southern cattle tick), 5392 nucleotides. RefSeq lists its product as uncharacterized. Gene Ontology annotation, cellular component: transcription regulator complex; chromatin; PcG protein complex. Gene Ontology annotation, biological process: regulation of transcription by RNA polymerase II. The record is from RefSeq and is a predicted model, not a curated record. Lineage: Eukaryota; Metazoa; Arthropoda; Arachnida; Ixodida; Ixodidae. Gene Ontology annotation, molecular function: RNA polymerase II cis-regulatory region sequence-specific DNA binding; DNA-binding transcription factor activity, RNA polymerase II-specific.
CGCUUAUGUGGUUUGGACUUCAGCCAAACAGACGCAUCCAUGGAUUCUCGCCGUCAUCACAAAUCGUGCUGCGCUGACUGGUGUCGGAAUUCUUCACGACACACCGGCAUAAAAUUCUUUCGGAUCCCGGUGGACGAAAGAUCCCGCGCUUGGCUUCAGUAUGCGAGACGGCAGGACCUGGCUCAUUUACCACCUCGUCAGAUCUACAGCAGCUACUGCCUGUGCUCUGCCCAAUAUCACCAGCAGAGACUACGCAGACCCUGGACAGACAAGGCUGCUAAAAUGUGCUGUGCCAACAGUUUCCAUCUUUGGCGAUGGGCAGACACAAGUCGAAAGUCCAGGCUCUCCUCGGCCCGCGAAUACCACUGCAAUGCCCGCUCACAGCGCCGAUGAAGAAGUUCAACAGACUGAGCCCUCAUGUUCCGAUCCAGCGGGUCGACAACACAAGCCUUCUAGGUGCUCACCCCGGACAGCCAGAAAAAUGAAGAACCUGGAGAAGGAGGACAUUGCAGCAGGGCCAGUACAUGCAGCAGUACCUGGUCUGCAUCGGGAGUCGGGGAAACCUGCAGAAACAUCGCCAGAGCUACGAUGUGAGCCAGGCCACGUAGCACACAAAUCUGUUCAAGUGCGACUACUUACCUGCCACGAAGCAUCACAAACAGAUGAAAAGAAAAUUCUGUCCACAAGCGGUACACAAACCGAGCCUCAAGCUGUUUCUUCAGGUUCCUUGGAUUUUGUGUCUCUGGAGCAGUCUUCUGCAUUGACAUCCGUGCAAGAUCGACUGCAUUCCUGCCGCAAAAAGGAGGGUCCCUUUUCCUGUGUCCACUGCAAUGCAUCGUUUGUGAUGAAAGGACGGCUCGUGAAGCACAUGCUCAUUCACACAGGACAGGCUCCCUUCCCCUGUGCUCACUGCAAUGCAUCCUUUUCUCAGAAAGACCACCUUGUAAGUCACAUGUGCGUGCACACCGGAGAGCGUCCCUUUUCCUGUGUUCAUUGCAAUGCGUCCUUUUCAAUGAAGGGCAACCUUGUGAUACACAUGCGCACUCACACAGGUGAGCGUCCCUUUUCCUGUGUACACUGCAAUGCGUCGUAUAUAAUGAAAUGCCAGCUCGUUAGGCACAUGGCCAUUCAUCCAGGAGUGUGUCCUUUCAUCUGUAUUCACUGCAAUGCAUCCUUUUCUCAGAAACACUACCUCGUAAGUCACUUGCGCAUGCACACUGGAGAAUGACCCUUCUCCUGUUUUCACUGCAGUGCAUCUUUUUUACUGAAACACCACCUCACAAAGCACGUGUCUCGACGUCAUGCAAACACGAUGCCACAAAUCUGACUGGCCAACAAGAAUUCUUCAAUAUAGAUUUCACUGUUGUAUCACCGAACGAGUGUGGGUAGCCACGUUCACUACAAUGCAAACAAAGAUUAGGGAGCGUUUGUUCAUUUAAAGAAGCUUCGUUAUCCAUAGGACUUUUGUAUAACACCCCGUCUUUCUAACAUAACGCUUUCCACACGAAUGCGGAAUGUCAUACACCGCAGCAAUGGCGCAGUCAACCUCUUCGGCCCUGUGCUUAACCUGGCAAAAACCCUUGCCGCACCAAGAUUAAUUUAAUUUCACUUAAUAAAUUGAUACCGCCUUUUUUUGGUCUUCAGUUUCAGUUUCUGGGCGCCGAAUGGGCCUGUGACAUGCCACUGUAGCUUAAUCACAUGGUCACACAAGGCUGUGAUGCACGUCCUACUGAUCGUCUGCUCUCGCUGGCUCUCCCACAAGCACACUCUGCACAAGCACCUGUAAAACAAACGUGUAGCAGUCGCAAUGCUUCGCCGGGCCUGGUACGUAUGUGGCGGAGGUCUCCGAAGGCAACUCGCCUCACUACAAUAGGCAUGCGCACCGGAGGGGGGUAAGGGAUGACCACUCCAAUAGUCACCUACAAGGGGAAAGGUGCAAACACAGUCCCACACAUUGACAUAAUAGGGAGGGAGCGCGAAGUCACACCCAUGCCGUCGCAUAGAGGGGGUGCGCUGCGAUGAAUCUUCGUCCCCUCAAAGAGAAAACCUACGCACGCCUACACUCACUACAGAUCUGGUGUGAUGUCACUGCAACUUUCGUCACCCUUCCUGCAAAGCUAUGACAGUUCUCGACGCGCUUGCAGUGGGCUUCGGUUGGGAGAAGUGUCGUCUGUUGUGUCUGAAGGUUCAUGUGGAGUGUCUUAGCAUAGAGAGGAAACCCACUAGAGGCUUGUAUUAGCCUUGAAAUUUGAUUGCACCGCCCCUUUAAACGGUGUGAGACACAAUGUAGGAUUGAAAUACUUUCUUGUAUUUUGUAAAUAAAAAACAAACAAGAAAGCAGGCAGUUCCUUCAAGCCCCAUGCUCAGAACCUCUUGCCUGCACCUUGACAUCCUGUAGAACCCUUUUAGCCAGCCUAGCCAAAUAGACCCCAGGAAACCAAGACAGUUUGAGCCAGUCUAAUGGCAUCUCGAUGCUUUCCUUCAUCCUGUGCAUGCAAGACUUCUUAAGCGCAGUCCUCAUACAUGUUGUCGUGACAUCAUUUUUCACAUUAGAGUGCCCGGAACGAAAAUCAAGAAAAGGCUUUUCACUUCUUGGAGCAUACAUCCAACAAGUAUGACACCCAUUGAGAAAGGCAAUAAUGUAAUGAAAUGACAGCAUAAGGAAAGCUUAGAGCUUGAAUAAAGUAGCAGAUAGGUGGGCAGCAGGCAAGACGUGCUGCUGGAAUGUGAAUAGAACUAUCAUGCCUGGCAGAGUAAUUUCACACUGAGAGGGAGUUCAACUCGAAAAGGAAGCAUACAGUGCUAGCCAAAGCUCCCACAGCGCUUGGCCAAGGAGCGGCAAUCCACUUGUAUCAUGGCUAUGCCAUUGUAAUCUCACCUCUCUUUUUUUUCCUCUCCUUGACAAAAAAACGAAGUAUAAAGAUGGUGCAUCAUGUUCCCGCGCUAUUUGCUCUUCGUAUUUUACAAUCGUGUUGCGUGCUGCAAGGAGCCAGUGCUCUGGAAAGUUAUGCAUCAUGCUAGCGACAACACUUGGAUAGAGACUGUAUGCUUGUCUCUAUUUUUUUUCUACAGAGAUAUUUUAUUGGGCAUUUACUAUGCCAUGAACACGCUGUGGCUCUGACAUCUGCGCAAGUGAAUUCACCGCAUACGAACAUGCUCAGAGUAGUAAAUGUAUGCUUUAAAAGUAAAGAUAUUUGGCAGAGAGCUGUCUGGGUGGUUGGCUAGGUGAAAAUUAUGGGAAAUGAAUUCUCUGGCCACUUUUAGUACUACUAGUUUUUAAUGUUAAAAUUAAAACUAAAGACUGACCCGACGUUUCAGGACCGAUUCGGUUCUGAUCUCAGCAGUGACUGUAAGAAACUGUGUGGUUCCCAAAACGUCGAGCCAGUUUAUUAGUUUUUAAUUUUAACAUUAAAAACUAUAGACUAAAGGUAGCUGGAAAGUUCCUGUUUGUUUGCACUACCAAGUUGCUCUAAUGAAUUUCUAUCAACAGGCCCGCCUAUCAACUCUUCUGCAACCAUUCAAGUGUUUAAUGCCAUGUGUCAUAGCAAUAGUGCAAUAUACCAAUGUAUGUCAUUGCUAUUGUGUAAUAAAAAGUUCAUGAACAAAAUGCUCAUAGUAGUUAUAAAGAUUUAACACCCCAAAAACCAUCAUAUGAAGCGUAGUGGAGGGUGUCAGAAAUUUCGACCUCGUGGGGCUCUUAAGCGUGCACCUUGAUCUCUUAGUACACAGGCCUCAGACGCUCUGCUCCAUUAAAACUGUGGUCGCCGCUGCUGAGAUAAAAUCCGGCGACCUGCGAAUCGGCAUUCAAGCACAGUAAUCAAUUUACCAUCAUGAUGGGCAGCAGAACUUUACCGCACACGCAUGAUGUUCAGGCAAUAAAACGUGUUCAUUGACUCUCGAUGUCUGACUGAUACGUAGAGAAAUGAAUGGAAUUUCGGUAAUUCUCUUCACGGUCAAAUCUUAAUCAUCAGGCCAAGCACAGACAGGUUCAAAAAUGCCAAAUAUUGAUGGCAAAUAACAAUAACUAUGCUCUACAAUGUAUCAAGCACGGCAAAAGGGCCCAACAUAAGCCACUUGCAGCCAAUGGCUAAGUGAACAUCGGCUGAAGAGCGGCAAAAGUAGCCCAACAAUACCCGGUCAAGGCCAACUUAGGCUGAAGGAUGGCAAUAUCGGCUCAUUAUUUGCCGGUGAAAGUUCUCUAUUGGAUAAAGAUUGGAAAAACCAGUCCAGUAUUAUCAGCUAACGGCUCAGCGAAUAAUGGCUUACAGCCGGCAACAUUAGGCCAAGAUUGGGCCUCGUAUAAUCGCCGUAAAACCAAUAGCGGCCCUACGUGGUGCUUCCUGGAGUUCGAUUUGUUUUUGGCAAUUAUGACAAGAUGCUUAGUAUGACAGAGAGCAAAAAAGAAACAUUAAAUAGACGUCUUUUUAAACACCGUCAUCCAAGUCUCAGAUUAAAAUUUCUUCCUUGCAUUUAUUCCAAGACGGGGAUUAUUAGGCAAUUGUGUUUUCAGCCACCCAACUAUGUUAAUCAAAAAUGUGAUCACCUCUAAAAAAUGCACGAGAUUCGCUUUAAGGGUGACACUUUACACUACUCUUUCUUUGUGCGCACAAUAAGACAUUAGAACAUUCUGACACCGAAAAAUGGCUGUGUUUGUUGAAAUGACAUUUUUUCCAUGUUUUACGGUACUAAUUAUGUUCUUUAUUAUGUAUACUGUAGCCUCUCUGCCAUAUGGUGAAGCAGGUACUUAAUAAAUAAAUGCAAUGAAAGAGGCAUGUAACUGACGUCUAAUCAAUCAAAAGAAUUUUCCCAAAAAGAUCUUUCAUUCUGUACCAUCCCAUGCUGUUGUAAAAUGCACUGCUUAGGAACAAAACCUUUCAUUUGCCUCUCACCUGUCUAGUAUGGUGACACAGCAUCUCUUUCUAGAAAAAUUGGGUAUGUCUGUUUGAGAUUAUACACAGCGAGAACCUCAACUUGCUGGCUGUAGGCAAUGUAUUACGAUUAUAAGGCUAUUUUGGAAUACAAUGACAAUGUCACUCGUUAACCUGGUAGCUUACCUCAGUGCAUUGACCAGUAGUGAAAGAAAUUUCAUCUGCUGCUUCAUGUGAACUUUGUAUGUCUAUUUCACGUGAACAUAUUAUUAAUGAUAGUUGCGCAGUUUUUUAUUUCUCCUUAAAAGAAGCAAGGCCACAUAUUCAUGAAAAGAAUGAUUAUGAGUGGGCGAAGCUGUGCAAUAAGUCAGUGUUACCUUAAAUCGCUUGCAACAUUGCAAACACUCACGAAUCUAAAUGCGUGCCUAGCAGUGUGCUGAUUCCCUGUGCCAUUUUUUGUGCUUUGUAAAUAUAAUAUGUUUGUUCUGAUUGUGAAUAAAUGGCAUCAUUUUUUCUCAUGUCUA